AUUCUGGAUAAACACUUCGAUCUAAUAAAUUACCAUUGGAAAAUAUAAUCACCGCUAAUACGUAGUACGGCUUAAGGACGCUUGCGCGUGGUUCAAACACGUGGCAAAGGAAGGAACUUUUCUACGAACGUUUGUUCAGAAUUGCAGUCUUACGAGCUUUCGCUGCCGAAGCGCAUCCUAUAACAAUAUAUUCUCUUUCAUAUUCUAUUUUGUAAAAUAAAAUUUUAUUAUUUUUGUUUGUGUAUAAUAAAACAAAAAUUUAUUGGAUAUUAAUUAAAAAAUAAAAAUUAAUUGCAAAAUCUACAUUUACGUGUAAUUGAAAUUAAAUUAAUGGAAAAUACAAAAUAUCAACGAAAGAUCGGUUUCAUUGCACGAGUGAAUUUAUUCGGUGGAAUUUUUAUUUUAAACUAUUGUGAAAUGUAAAAUUCGUAUUUCUUCAAGAUGACGAUGAUAAUAAGGAUAAAAAAAAUAAGAUCUUAAUAAGGAUAAAAAUAGAAACAAGAAUGAUUAGAAAAGAAAUUGGUAAACAAUUACAAGCAAUUCGAUCAGAAAUUUAAUUUUCUAAAAGUUGGUUAUAAAAAAAAAAAAAAAGUAACAAUGAGUAAAGAGGAAAGUAGUGAUGGUGGUCCUCAAGAAUCUGGUGGAGGAAAUAAAUCUCCAGGAAAGAACGAAAAUGCGGAUAUUUUUGAAAAUCGAGGUAGCAAGAAAAUAAUACGUUUAUUCACCGUAAUGGCUUACAUGUUCUCUGUAAGUUUCGUAGCCAUUGCCUUAAGUGCAUAUUAUUUAAUUCUUUGGAAACCUCCAGAUCCAAGGCUUCUACGGAGACCGAUUCAAUUUUUAUCUGAACCCGAAAUCCAAUUCUUAUUAGGCGAUCAAAUGAUUUUAGAAAACGAAUCUGCGAAAGAAUCUAACAACAAACAUUCGCUUUCCGGUCGUACCGGCAAAAAAAAUCUUUUCCAUAAUUAUGAUCACAUGAAAACACCCAAUGAAAGAUUGAAUGAAUCUUUGAUCCUAUUGAGAAACUCUUUAAUUGAAUCUUUACAAAAUAGAAUCAAUGAUUCGAAUUCUUUUGCUCGAGAUUCCCCUCGAGAAAACUGGACGAGUUCUAAUUUCUUUAAUUACAAUUCGUUUGAAAAAGAAAAUACGUCAAACUUGACGAGAAAAUCAAGCGAAAAAGAUGCAAGACAUUCCUCUAAAAUUAUGAAUCGUAUAUUUAGUAAUAAUGGUACAUCCCAGACAUUGGAAUCUCCGACUAUUCCUGGAGAUGAAGCGAAACGCGAUCAUUUUACAACUGUUAGAAAUUACUCCUUGUAUCUUGAAUCAUCUCGAGAUACUUUUCCAUUGAACGAUUUGACGAAAAAAACUGCUGAAAAUCAAAAACAAUACAAAAAAAAUGUUCCAUCUAAUUUUAAAACAAGAAUGGAAACAUUUGAUAAAAAAAAAGAAAAAGACAAAAUGACUCGAUAUUUAAGAGAUAAUUCAUUCGAUGAAGGAUUUGUAACGAUAAUGGAUAAAAAAAAUCGUGAUAUUCAAGAAAAUAAAGAAAAUCUUGAACAUAAUGUGAAACCUGCGAUCAAUUUGAAUAGAGUAAUCAGUACAGAUUCUUCCAAUAAUUUCGAAUUUGCAAAUCGUCUACAACAUGAGCGAUCACUAAUGAAAUUAGCAGAUUUCGCGUUAAAAUUCAAAGGAAUGAUCGAAGAAUAAUGCUAUUAAAAUAAAGGAGCGCCUCCUUUGUAAAACGAGAACGUUGUCAAAGUCGCCUUACCUUCGAAACGAAACGAAAAUCUUGUUUAAGCUUUAACUAAAGUUUAUAGGCUCUGAUAUUAGCAACACCUAUUCUUGAUAUUUGUAACCUUCGAAUUAUAUCCAUGAAAUAUGAAUAUAACGUAUACAGGGUGUUAAUAUAUUUGUGGAACAUCUUUGAAGAUAUCGAUUCUAAAAACAAACACAAAAAUUGAUAUACAAAAAUGUAGACUAUUAAAUUGAAUUAAUUGAAGUUUGCAUUAAACAGAGCAAGACGAAAAUAGAGUGAGACCACUCUGUCUUCAUUACUGUUGUAGCAUUUUAUUCCCAUCUUGCUUCAUCUAAUGCAAACUCAAAUUGCUUGUUUAAUAAAUAAUUUAAUAAAUAAAUCUCAAUCGAUAUUUCUAUGUAUCAACUUUUAUUUAUUUUAUCCUUUAGAAUCAAUCCACGAAUAUAUUAACACCCUAUAUAUGUAUGCUUAAAAAAGUAUUAACUCCGAAACAAUAUUUAAACUUACAUAAAAUACUUGUGCAACAUUUUUAAUCAUUUCUUUAUCAUUUUUAUGGAGGUAUUUUCACUUGAAACUAAAAUGAUUUUUAUCCAACUAUAUCUUAUGAAAUUUUUUUUUUUGAUUUAUUAUAUUAUGUCUUUAUUUAUUCUUGUGUUUGAUAUAAUUUAAAUAGAAAAAUUUUAUCGAUUUUACCAAACUUUGUUAUUCUUUUCUAAUUAAAACAUUAAUUAAAAUAUAUAUAAUCUAAUAAAAUAAAAUUCUAAUCAAAACAAUUAAAAAUCAAUAUACGAUAUUAUUAAAUAGAUAUAUUUAUAUAAGAAAUAUAGAAUAAAAAUUUUAAUAAAUGGCUAUACUUUCGAAAUAAAAUAAUAUUACUCAGCGUA
Messenger RNA from Apis cerana (Asiatic honeybee), 2637 nucleotides. RefSeq lists its product as uncharacterized. The record is from RefSeq and is a predicted model, not a curated record. Lineage: Eukaryota; Metazoa; Arthropoda; Insecta; Hymenoptera; Apidae.